AUGCUCGAGAGCGCUGUGAUCCUGCGCUCAUCGCGCGUCUGCGACAGGUCCCGCGUCAAAACCUAUAAUUUAGAUUUCCAAUACUCUACUUCCCUCCCUCUCUCUCUUUCUCUCUUCUCCCUAGAACACACUCCGCCCGCAGUGUCCCUGGCGUCCCGUUAUGGCCUGGCGUGGUCGUCGCGGUUAGCCAGAGCUCCCGGCUCGUUUCCUUGCAGAUUCUGCGCGUUCACAUCGAAACAGAAGGCCACCGUCAUAGUUCACGAGCGGACACACACGGGGGAGAAGCCGUACAAGUGCAAGUUCUGCCCCUAUGCAACGGCGCAGCAGAGCAACCUGAAGAAACACGAGCGCAAGCACACGGGGGAGAAGCCCUUCCGGUGCAGGUGGUGCAGUUACGCGACCUCUCGGACGGAGUCACUGAAGGUCCACGAGCGGAAGCACACGGGAGAAAGGCCGUACAAGUGUCGGUGGUGUGACUAUGCAACAGCACAGAGCUCAAAUUUAAGUUUGCACGAGAAGAAACAUUUUCAGGAUGCAACUGACUCUGUUGCUGCUUUUCCAGAGCUGCUCUUCAGAGUACUUCCUCAAACAACAACUCUUCACCCGUUGACAAUCGCCGGGAAUGCAUCGGACACGUCGCAGGAUGGCUACAAGUGCAGAUUCUGCUCGUUCACUGCCCGGCAGAGGGGAAACGUUAUCUCGCACGAGAGGCGCCACACGGGGGAGAGGCCGUACCAGUGCCGUUUCUGCCCCUAUGCCACGGCGCAGCAGGGAAGCCUCAAUUCGCACGAGAGGAUACACACGGGCGAGAAGCCGUACAAGUGCCGGUGGUGCAGUUACGCCUCACCCAGGAAGGAAACGGUCAAGAUACACGAGCGGAAACACACCGGCGAGAAGCCGUACAAAUGUAGCGUGUGCACUUACGCGACGACCCAGAGGUGGAACCUGAAGCUGCACGAGAGGAGGCAUCGACGCACCGACUUCAGCCGAAAGGCCCCUUCAGCAUUCUCCGCUACCUUCAGCAGCGCUGAUGCCUUACUCGAGACCACGUCGCGGGAGAUUAUAUUGUUGCAAUCAUUAUACAUAGUGUUAUGUAUUGUCCUCUAUUAUGAUUAUUAUUAUUAUCCUGCUACGCAUAUAAGUACACCCUCUGAUCCCUUAUCUUCCUUCCUUUCAGAUUCACUUUAUGGCAUUGCGCCAAAACAGCCAGAGAGGCGUUUCAAGUGCAGGUUCUGUGAUUACGCGUCGAAGAAGAAAGGCAACGUGAAUGCUCACGAAAGAGUCCACACAGGGGAAAAGCCGUACAAGUGCAGCUUUUGUAGCUACAGGGCAGCGUAUCGAACGUGUGUUGCCGUCCAUGAGAGGGUACACACAGGAGAGAAGCCCUUCAAGUGCCAGUACUGCAGCUUUGCCUCCAAAGAUCGCAGCAACCUCCGAUCGCAUGAACGACUGCAUACCGGUGGUCCGACAUACAAGUGCGGGUAUUGCGACUAUGAAGCCAACAACAUGCGAGGGCUGAAGAGCCAUGAACGAAAACACGAACGCGGUGAUGUUGUGUUGCUACAUUACGGACCAGACCAUAGCUAGACAAACGCUGUGACGUGCUUUCUUACGAUGUCCCGACUCACCUUGCAAAACAGUCGAGCCCGUUUAUAACGAUGUUGACGGGAAUGCGAAAUGCGAUCGUCAUAUCAGGGUAUCGUUAUACGUGAACUUUCGCGAAGUCGCCGGUCGGGAUCACGUCAACGAAGUUAGAACGGUACCUCCGCUGAACACGCACUUUUGCUGAGAGCAUGAAAGCUCUAGAUUGACGCGGCAGCUUUGUGUUGAAAGCUUUUCCAAGGACAACAUAACCGCCGAUACCGCAUGAGGCUCCGCACGUCUUGAGAUCGACGGCUUCGUCCACUGCUCGUCAAGUCGUCAUCAUCGUUAUCAUUGGAAUUCCGUUGUUGCCCUUUUAAACCACGAGUUGUCCACGUGGUAAUUCGUAAUCCGUUGACACAUGAGUGGCCACGCGGAUACGGUGUGGAGAGGGAGAAGCAUCCUCUACCUCUCGAGAGCGCCCCCAAAGUCGCGCGCGCGGUUUAUGCACCGCAAAACACAGCGCGUUCCUCACUUUAAUGCUCAUGCAGGAUGAGGUUCUUCAAAAAAUGUACAUAAACAUGUAAUGUCAAUUUACUUCUGAAUAAUAAAGUGUGAUGAAUUUCUGCCA
Molecule: messenger RNA, 2212 nt
Organism: Ornithodoros turicata
Lineage: Eukaryota; Metazoa; Arthropoda; Arachnida; Ixodida; Argasidae
Product: zinc finger protein ZFP2-like
Exons: 5
Coding region: 1-1587 (528 amino acids)
Biological process (GO): regulation of transcription by RNA polymerase II
Cellular component (GO): chromosome
Molecular function (GO): chromatin insulator sequence binding
Source: RefSeq, a predicted model, not a curated record